This is a messenger RNA of Ylistrum balloti, 1267 nucleotides long. RefSeq names its product interferon alpha-inducible protein 27-like protein 1. NCBI's taxonomy places the organism in Eukaryota, Metazoa, Mollusca, Bivalvia, Pectinida, Pectinidae. The record is from RefSeq and is a predicted model, not a curated record. The coding region runs from base 23 to 400 and encodes 125 amino acids. Gene Ontology annotation, cellular component: mitochondrion; membrane. Gene Ontology annotation, biological process: apoptotic signaling pathway. The transcript is spliced from 3 exons.
ACUAACUGCAGAACUCUUCAAAAUGAAGUCUUCAUAUUAUGCGAUUGUAUAUCUGGUUCUUCUGGCAGGAGUAUUUCCUAAUCAGGUGAACUGUGUGUGUUGGCAGGAUGUAGCACUCGCUGCAGGUGGUGCCGUUGUAGGUGUUGUAGCAGCCCCUGUUGUAGCAUCCGCCGCAUUAGGGGCCGCUGGCUUCACUGCAGCCGGGACGGCAGCUGGGUCUGCUGGAGCAGCCUUGAUGUCUACCUAUGGUGGCAGUAUUGCCGCAGGCAGUGCCGUCUCGGUUAUGCAAUCGGCAGGAGCAGCUGGUGUAGGAAUUGCUGGUCAGGCCCUGGGGGGCGUCGUAGCCGGAGGGGCUGCCUAUACCGCCGGAGGAGGCAAAUGUGGAAAACAUUGUGACUGAUAAUUUCUAAUUGUUCAACACGAUCAAAAGACAUGCCAACUUUUAAAGGUUUAACAUAGGAACAUUUGAGAUCUGGAACGUAGUAGAUUUUGAAAAGAUGAAUCUAAAAUAGUAGUUAAAAUGAUUUCUUCGAUCACUGAAUGCUGUUUCAUAUCAGAACAUAGUAGUCGUUCGCCAAGAGUUACGUCCCCUUCACAUCUCCGUCGUAACAGGCUUCCCAUUAGAAAGAUACGACAUUUGGCAUGUUUUUAUUAAAGUUAAGGUACAAAUGGUUGUUGCUACAUCUAUUACAUUUCGUGACAACGACACAAGGAUGUUUUAUGCAUGCUCCAGUAGUUAUAAUGAAAAGCAAUCAAAGGAAACAUCCGUAAAAUUACUCGAGUUCAUCUUGCAGCUUGCUGCUAUUACAACGUGAAACACCAUGGCGGACGAACGGGUUUCCCCAAGUUCAAUAUAGGUUGCUAUAAAUAUUUAUCCAAUAAGCUAUUACGCUCGAUAUGACGCAUUAGGGAUUUAAUCCCAUCUGUCAAAUGAAAUUGGUCAACAGAAAAUCUAUUUUAAGCCCGUAAUUACCGGCAUGACGAUGCAGUGUUGAUGCAAAUAGACGCCUUCAGAAAUAGUUCCGGGCCAAGGAAAAACGGACCAAUGACAACAAAAUUGAAACAGUAACUUUAUUAACAACAAUAAAUUGACAUUCCUUGUCAAAUAAAGCAUAUAUCAAAACUAGAUAUACAUAUAUCCAUUAUCAAAAGCCAUCACUCCACAACUAUUUUUUUUAUUUAAAACGAAGUCAGAAACACUUGCAUAUUUAUAUGUAGCCACAAUGGCUUGUCUAGAUAAUUAAGAUAAUAAAAAUAAUUUCGAAAA